UUGAUAGCCACGUAUAAUUCUCUAUUGUUGAAACAUGGCAGCCUCCGUGCGAAGAACGCGAAUGCCCAUCGUCUGCUUAUUGUUGUUAAUUCUCGCCGUUUACAACAACGCCCAUGGUCAUCAUGAAACAGAAAGUGGACACAGUCAUGAGCAUUCCCACGCUGAAGCAGCUGGAGCAAAAUCUUAUGAGGGAAAUGUCUGGACAGAUGCAAUAGGUGCCACAGUUUUGAUCUCUGCAGCACCGUUUGUGAUCCUUUUUCUCAUCCCGCUGGACAAGGGGCGCGAGGGACAGGAGUCGCUGUUGAAAGUGCUGCUCAGCUUCGCAUCCGGUGGAUUGCUCGGUGACGCGUUUCUGCAUUUGAUCCCGCAUUCGCUUUCUCCGCACAGUCAUGGCGAUCAUGGACAUGAUCACGGGCACGAUCACGGACAUGAGCACAGUCAUGAUCAUGGCCAUAGCCAUGGUCAUGAUCAUGACCACUCUGGCCCAAUGCUUGUUGGCUUCUGGGUGUUAGUUGGAAUUCUUUUAUUUCUGCUGGUGGAGAAGUUUGUUCGCCUUGUGAAGGGUGAUGGCGCACAUUCCCACAGCCAUGGGAAACCAAACAAAGCAAAAAUUGAGGAUGAAGGACCAGCGCGAGAGGAAGAAACCAAUGGAAGUUCUUCGCAAGUACGGCACAGGAAAGCUGGGAAGCAAGAAGAGACUGAAAAAGAUAAAAAGAGCGUUGAGCCAGAAGAAGACUCUCCUAUUAAAGUUUCUGCCUACCUCAACCUCGUGGCCGAUUGCACGCACAACUUCACCGAUGGUCUGGCCAUCGGUGCUUCGUUCCUAGCUGGUCGCAACGUUGGCAUCGUGACCACCAUCACCAUUCUUCUUCAUGAAGUCCCACACGAGAUAGGAGACUUUGCCAUCCUUGUGCAGUCUGGAUGCAACAAGAGAAAGGCAAUGUACCUGCAGCUGGUGACAGCCGUUGGAGCCUUGGCAGGCUGCACCUGUGCUCUCCUGGCCGAAGGUGCAGGGGACGCCACCUCCGUCUGGGUCCUCCCGAUCACCGCUGGGGGCUUCAUCUACAUCGCUACCGUUACUGUCAUCCCAGAACUCCUCGAAGACACCACCCUGAAACAGAGCAUCAUGGAGAUCGCUGGUCUCUUGGCCGGGGUGGGACUUAUGUAUCUUAUAGCUUUGUAUGAAUAGGUAGGUAGGUUCUAAUAUCUUGCCAAUGUAAUUCUUGUCUAUUCUUUUUCUUGAAAAGUUUCUCUUAAUGUUGCAUAGCUAUUUCUAAUACAGGCACCAAUUCAGCCAGAUUAGACAUAAUAGUUUUGAGAGGCAGAGUAUGGUGCAAAAACAAUUUCGCUCCUGCAUGGGUUAUGUGUCUAAUCCGGCUGGAUCCGCAUUUGUUAUUAUGAUAAGUAAUCUCUUCUUUUAUGAGUCUCUUUGUCCUCUAUGUAAUUUUAUUCAUUUUGUGAUUAACCAAUUUAUAGCACAAAUUUGUGAUCUGAAUAAAAGUUGAUUGACUGUCGAUGUAGAUGAAGGAACAUGUUUUAAAUAUCACUUAUAUCUAAUAACUAACCCUAAGCAGACAUGAUGUUGAUUUAAUUAACCUGCAGGCCUAUAUUGCACCAGACUUGAGAUUAGCAUUGUAAUGGUUAAACCAACGUGUUUGAUUUGAUUUUCUAAGAGUUCUCUUUUUUUUCAAUUGUAGCGGUUGAAAUCUGAACAAAACCGUUUAUCAUAUUUGGGUUGUGAAAUGUGCAAACAAUGUGCAAACAAGUAUGUUGUAUGUACAUUAUCAUGUAUAUUUCACAAGUUACUUCAUGUGCAUUGUUGAGUGUUGACAUUGCUCUACACUAUAUGGUGAUGUUACAGAAGCAGGCAUUUUACAAUAUACAUGAAUUAGUGUACAUGUACACUGUAAAAUUCAAUUUUAUUUGUGGAUAAUAGGCAGCACAAUGUACGUGACUUUGCAAGAUGUUUAAUUGUAUUUUAUUUGAUUCCAAACAGAUUUGUUAUCUUAAAGGGGAAGU
Messenger RNA from Lytechinus variegatus (green sea urchin), 2019 nucleotides. RefSeq names its product protein catecholamines up-like. NCBI's taxonomy places the organism in Eukaryota, Metazoa, Echinodermata, Echinoidea, Temnopleuroida, Toxopneustidae. The coding region runs from base 35 to 1189 and encodes 384 amino acids. Gene Ontology annotation, molecular function: zinc ion transmembrane transporter activity. The record is from RefSeq and is a predicted model, not a curated record. The transcript has 4 exons. Gene Ontology annotation, cellular component: membrane. Gene Ontology annotation, biological process: intracellular zinc ion homeostasis; zinc ion transmembrane transport.